Puccinia triticina is the source of this 2757-nucleotide messenger RNA. RefSeq lists its product as uncharacterized. NCBI's taxonomy places the organism in Eukaryota, Fungi, Basidiomycota, Pucciniomycetes, Pucciniales, Pucciniaceae. The record is from RefSeq and is a predicted model, not a curated record. Gene Ontology annotation, cellular component: membrane. Gene Ontology annotation, molecular function: antiporter activity. Bases 1 to 2757 code for a protein of 918 amino acids. Gene Ontology annotation, biological process: proton transmembrane transport. The transcript has 12 exons.
AUGGCCUCCAACGGCUCCGCAAGCGAAGGCUCCACCUCCAAAGUCGCCAGCCAGAGCCUACUCGACCCCCACCACAAGGACCCAUUCGCGUUUGAUCCUACCGAACCACUCGUGCUGUUUAUCGUUCAAGCCGUUAUCAUCAUCUCAUUCUGUAACAUCAUCGGGUUUUUCUUCAAGCGGAUCCGCCAGCCCAAAGUCAUCUCAGAGGUCAUUGGGGGGAUCAUCCUGGGCCCAACGGCCAUGGGAAGGAUCCCCAACUUCUCCCACACCAUCUUCCCGACCUCCUCGAUCCCGUUCCUCUCCCUAGUAGCCAACAUCGGCCUGGUACUCUUCCUAUUCAUCAUUGGACUGGAGGUGGACUUCAAGCUGUUCAAGCAGAACUGGCGCUCGGCCGCCGGGAUCGGCUUCUUUGGCCUCGCCAUCCCCUUCGGCAUCGGCGCCGCCGUCGCCGCCGGGAUCUACAACCGCUUCGUCGACGCCUCCACCGUCGAGUUCGGCCACUUCUUGCUCUUUAUCUGUGUCGCUUUCGCUAUCACCGCCUUCCCCGUCCUCUGUCGAAUCCUCACCGAACUCAAGCUACUCCAAAACCCCGUCGGAAUCGCCACCCUCGCAGCCGGAGUCGCAAACGAUGUUAUCGGCUGGAUCCUUUUGGCCCUCGCUGUCACCCUCGUCAACUCUGGCGCCGGCCUCACCGCACUCUACGUCAUGCUCACCGUUGCCGCGUGGAUCGUCUUCUUGGCCUUCGUCGUCCGUCCGGUCUUCAUCUUCCUCGCCAGACGGUCCGGCAGCUUCGAGAAAGGCCCCACACCCGGAAUCACCUGUCUUGUUCUCCUCAUGACCUUCACCUCAGCAUGGUUCACCCAGGUCAUCGGUGUCCAUUCCAUUUUCGGCGGCUUUCUCAUCGGAGUGAUCAUGCCCCAUGACGGUGGAUUUGCUAACAAGCUGGUCGCAAAGAUCGAAGACCUCGUCACCGUAUUCUUCUUGCCUCUCUACUUCACCCUCUCUGGCCUCUCCACUGAUCUCACGCAGCUUAACGAUGGUGCCCUUUGGGGCUGGACAGUCUGCGUACUCAUCAGCGCCGAAGUAUCGAAGUUUGUGCCCUGUUUUCUAAUGGCACGAUGGGGUGGCAUGGACUGGAGAGAGAGUGGCGCCGUUGGAAGUCUGAUGGCUUGCAAAGGCUUGGUGGAGCUUAUUGUUUUGAACAUAGGGCUCAAGGCUGGAGUUCUAAACACCAAGGUUUUCGCUAUGUUCGUACUGAUGGCGGUAGUGACCACCUUCGUAACUACCCCACUCACCCUACUCUUCUAUCCAGAAUCUUACCACCAUCGCAAGCGCAUUGAAAUCGCUCAGCAGAACGGUAGCAAGAUUUUCGCCUCUCAGCUUUCUGCCCACGCUUCAGAAAAGUCCAGCUUCCUAGUCGUACUCAGUCAACUUGAGCAUCUGCCUAGUGUUAUGUCUUUCAUCAAGUUGCUACAGCAACCUGUCAAGAGCACGCCCGCAGCCAUCGACGCACCAGGUCCGUCUGCUAUCGAUUCCGAAAAGCAAGACAGCUCGAUUGAAGCCACUCCAGCCAAAACCCCAGGAUUUUUACCACAAGUCUCCGCACUUCGUCUACUGGAGCUCAGUCAGCGUACUUCCGAUGUAAUGAAAGCAAGUGAUGUUGUUGAGACAAAAAAGUACGACCCAAUCCUCAAGAUCUUCAACACCUUUGCUCUCUUGAACGGGAUAGCGGUACCCAACACAAACAUGUCAAUCGUACUGGAAGAAGAGUUCGUGGGCGAAAUCGUUGCCGAAACUUUCCGGAUUUCUCCCCAGCUGGUCAUCCUUCCCUGGUACAUCAGCUCGGAUCGGAUUCCUCACAUGGCUGCGACCAGUGUCAACCCGAUUGAAAAGAUGCUGUCCAGCAGGAUGCAAUCUAGUCCUCAGUACGCCAACCUAGUUCGAGCAAUCUUCCAAAGAGUCGAGUGUGAUGUGGCCGUGCUCGUCGACUCUGGUUUCCGACUGGCUUCGCAUGAGGAGAACGCCGGACCUGCGACGCUGAUUAGCGACCGGAAGCAGCAUCUUCUCUGUGUGUUUGUUGGUGGCCCAGAUGACCGGGCAGCUCUAUCACUGGUCAUGCAACUCUCGCACCAUUCCAACGUGUUUGCGAGUGUCCUGCGGGUAGUCCGCACAGCCGAUCCAACGAGCGAAGAUGACCGACAGCUAGUCGAACAGCUGAAGUCGACGACCGGGCAGAAUCCGGAGACGUUACUGAACCAGAUGACGAUCAACAACCCGCUACGGCCUGGGGACACGCUUUACGGGCCGACGACGCCCGCGGGGAACCUGCAGUCGGAGACGGCCGACAACCUGCUCUGGGCGACGGCGGAGGAGAUGGCUGGACGGAGCGGCAAGCUGGCCGUCGAGACCGUCGAGACCUCGCUUCCCCUCCAGACCAUCAUCGCCCGGGCCAACGCUACCGCCCAUGGCCCCGAACUGAUGGUCGUCACCGGUCGGUCCCGACAGGGCGGCGAGAGCCAUGCCUCCGAGCUCAGCCAGUAUCUCAAGGAGCGCGCCGGCGACAAGCUCGGCGAGCCCUCCGAUCUCGCUCACCGGCUCGGCAUCGUCGCUUCCUCCGACGUCCGCAAGAGUCUUGGCGACGUCUCAUCUGCCCUCGUCGCCUCCCAAAUGGAAGGCAGGAUCCUCGUCAUCCAGGCCCGCUCCGUCACCUUUGAUCACAACAAGCAACGAAUCGAAGACCUUGAGAAGUCCGACUAA